CAGCUAUCACUUUGUAAGCAAAAUAAUCAUAAUCUAAAUUUACAGUGUUCAUGUUAAAUUAAAACAGCAGAACAUAAACAAUGGAGGACUAUGAAAAAAUGGAACAGCCACAUGUAUUAAAUUUCAAUGAUAUAAAACAGGCAAUAGAAAACAUAGAAGGGAGUGUUAUACAUACCCCGCUUUGUGAAGCAAAAAUAAGUAAAUACAUGGAUUACAAUAUUUACUUGAAAUGUGAAAAUCUGCAAUAUACUGGAAGUGUCGCAGAGCGCGGUGUCCGCAACGCCUUCUGCUGUUCGGAGAACGCGGCCAAACAAGGAGUUGUCGUGCCUUCGAACGGCAGCAUGGCUCUGGCAGCCGCCUACCAUGGCAGGGCACUCGGUGUUUCGGUGAUGGUGGUCCUCCCGGAGCGCACGCCGCUGGCGCUAGUGCACCGCUGCUCGGAGCUCGGCGCAGACGUGGUCAUGUACGGAGAAAAUGUCCAAGACGCGACCAACUACGCACAAAAAGUGGCUGAAGAGAGCCACCGGCUAAUAAUGAGAUCAGACGACCCCGCCGUAAUGGCAGGACUGGGCACAGUGGGUGUGGAGAUAGUUACGCAGCUUCCGGAACUGGACGCGGUGAUCGUGCCCGUGGCGAGCGGUGGACUUCUCGCCGCUGUGCUCGUUGCUUGCAAGAAGCUCAAGUGCUCCUGCCUUGUUUAUGGAGCGGAAUGCGCAAAAGUUCCGAAGAUGAUGAAGGCGCUGCAGGCUGGGAAGCCGACGAAUGUGCCGGUCGUAUCCAAUCUAGCCGAGGGGCUUAACGCAUCCUCUGUGGGUGCUAACGCCUUUGCCACGAUCAGGGGCAAACUUGAUAGAAUGCUGGUAGUAGAAGAGUCGUCGAUCGCACAAGCCAUGGUGAGCGUGCUGGAGCGCGAGCGGCUCGUGGCGGACGGUGCUGGAGUCUGUGCCGUGGCCGCCGUCAUGCAGGGGCUAGUGCCGGAACUGAGAGGGAAACGAGCCGUGUGCCUGAUAAGCGGCGGCAACAUAGACUGCGGCCGUCUGUCGCGCAACAUCCAGCGGGGUCUGGGCGCCAGCGGACGGCUCCUUCGCUUCUGCAUCCCCGUGCCCGACCAUAGGAACGGUCUGGCGAACCUCGCGAAAGUUGUAUCGGAACAGAACGUAGUGCUGAAAAGCAUAGUCACUGAUCAGAUGCCCGUGUAUUGUGAUGUUGGAGCUACUUGGGCCAAUGUGGUGGUCGAGACGGGGAGUGAUGAGCAGGCGGCAAGCUUCAAGGACCAGCUCAGGGAUAUGUACCCUCGUGCGAGGUUUACGAUUAGCGACCUAGACGACAAACACAAACAUUCGUGCCGACCAUAGUUAUCAUCUUAGAUAGCAAAGUUUUAUAUU
Cydia amplana is the source of this 1385-nucleotide messenger RNA. Its product is annotated as L-threonine ammonia-lyase-like. The record is from RefSeq and is a predicted model, not a curated record. Gene Ontology annotation, molecular function: L-serine ammonia-lyase activity; threonine deaminase activity. NCBI's taxonomy places the organism in Eukaryota, Metazoa, Arthropoda, Insecta, Lepidoptera, Tortricidae. Gene Ontology annotation, biological process: L-threonine catabolic process; L-serine catabolic process. The transcript is spliced from 10 exons. Bases 81 to 1355 code for a protein of 424 amino acids.